Magallana angulata is the source of this 1765-nucleotide messenger RNA. RefSeq lists its product as uncharacterized. The record is from RefSeq and is a predicted model, not a curated record. The transcript is spliced from 7 exons. Bases 209 to 1156 code for a protein of 315 amino acids. Lineage: Eukaryota; Metazoa; Mollusca; Bivalvia; Ostreida; Ostreidae.
GUCUGGAUUAUCGAUUAGACUAGAAUGUCUAAUCUGUAUCUUUUAAUUUAUAUGACUGUUAUGGAAAGCUAAAGACAGAAGUGCCGACAUGUUUGUGGAAUUUUCAUUAAAAUACAGUUUUUUUAUAUUUACAGAAAACCCAGAUCUAUUGACCAGUUGACCUCUGAUAACAGAACGCCCCAAAUAGACGCUAGAAACAUCAGAUAGAAUGUCAGGCUCCUCUUUUUCGAUUUUCGUAUUAUACAUUCUUUUAUUGCUUCAAAAUUACCAUAUUGUGCAAACAAUGGACAUCCAUCGCACGAAAAGAUUUACGAAGAGUGAUAUAUGUCAUGGAACAUUUGCAACACUUGAAACAGUAGAACGUUGUCCAAGAAAUGCAACAGAUAUAGAAAGAAGGUCACGGGGAAAAAAGUGUGACAUAAACUUACCAUGUCAGGAAGACCCAUUACUGUACCACUGUGUUAGGUAUGAAGAUAGACUUGUAGAAGUAUGUGCUCCAAGAGGUCUAAUAACAGGAAACUGCUGUGCUGUGUUUAACAGAGGAGUAGGACGAGUCGUAGAAGAUUACAACAAACCUUGCUCAGAAUGUCCUUUCAAGUAUCAAUCUGCUGAUUCCGUUAGAUAUAAUACAUGUAUUGAACCAAUUGCAAAGCCACAAACACACCAAACUAAUAUAGAGAGCACAACUCCAACUGAAAAUUUUGAAUCCUGCUGCAAUGCCAAGAGAGACAAACGUGAUGCAACUUGCUGUUCGAAACUAAACAUGUCAAGAAAGGUUAACAAUGGUACUAAUGUGCCCAUAAUGAAGGCGGAAAGCGGUAAUCAGCCUGCAAGCAGUGAAAAAGAGCAGAACUUCCCAACGGAGGAAACUGUGACAAUAAUAGUAUUGUUAUUGUUUGCUUGCUGUUUAACUUUACUGACAUGGCGAAAUUGGUCACGUCUCAGGGAAUGUUCGGGAAUGAAUAUCGGCAGAAAUACACCAACCAAAGAAAUAGGCUCAAACGAGGAAAAAAUUGCAGCAACUGAAGUCAAUACAGAAAAUGCAGUAAAUGAGCAAAAACCUGUUGAAGUCCCUUUAAUUGAAAGUUAUAGAAAGGAUGAUAAAAACGUAAAUAACGUAUGUGUACAAAUGUAUAUCGAAUACAACCGUACGUGAUAACCCCGCAAGCGCAGAAAGUCAAACUUUUCAAAAAGCUUUGUAUGUUGACGACUGAUAUUUUAAGGUCAUUUUUGAUAUAUUAUGCUCAAUUUUGCUCUUAAUUUUUAUUGACCGUUUGUUUUGAUAUAUAAUCUGCUCAAUUUAGCUCUUAAUAAUUUGGUAUAAGUGACUUUUGAUCAGAAUGUGAUGGAAUUUUUAUCUAUGUGACAAGGGAAAAAUUAUCACUAAGAAUGAAUUGAGAUACCUUCUGUGUUGGCUAGGAUUCUUCCGUGCUUAUCAUCGCGCUCAAGAUAAUUGACCAUUUGUUUAAAAAAAACUGAAAAAAGUAAUCAGCAGGAUGUAUCAGAGGAGUGAGAGGGAACGAUAAUUGAACGACUGAUUAAAUGUUGCAGAUAUUUCUUGUUGCAAUAGACUGAAAAAUUACAAAGUUAAUUUUUGUGCGGCUUUUGACUUCUUGCCUCAUAUGCAGAAUGAUGUAAUAUGUUUGCAUGCCUAAUAUAGUUGUAUUAAGUAUCAAAACGCAUUUGCAUACAUUCAAAUGUACACUUGUUUUUAUUUCAAGAUGCUGUAACGAAAAUGAAAUAACUUUAAAAAGUGUUAAAUAUA